CUAAAAUGCUGCAUUACAAAAUGAGAAGGAAGAAUAACAAGCGAGAGGAUUGGUGGAAAGUUUGGCGGACUUUAUCCUCGUAGAGGAGCAUUUCUUUUUGUUGUUGAGUGCUCUGAUAUCCGACCACUCGUACAAGUGACAGCCGCGGGACUGUGCAGCUGAUUUCCACUUUGUGUGACCACACAAGCAGCGACCAUGUCUUUAAUGAACGGCCACACUGUGAGCAAAGAAACAUGGGAUUCGCACAACAAGAUGAUGCUGGACCCUCUGUCCGUCAGUGACUCUGAGGUCUUUACCAUCAUAAAAAAAGAGAAGCACAGGCAGACAUACGGUCUGGAGCUCAUAGCGUCUGAGAACUUUGCCAGCCGAGCUGUUCUGGAGGCUCUGGGAUCCUGUAUGAACAACAAAUACUCUGAGGGAUAUCCCGGUCAGAGGUACUACGGUGGUACGGAGCAUGUUGAUGAGCUUGAGAGACUCUGUCAGAAGAGGGCGCUGGAAGCCUACGGUCUGGACUCAGACAAAUGGGGUGUCAAUGUGCAGCCAUACUCAGGUUCCCCUGCUAACUUUGCUGUCUACACGGCCAUCGUUGAGCCUCACGGUAGGAUCAUGGGGCUGGACCUUCCCGACGGAGGUCACCUGACACACGGCUUCAUGACUGAGAAGAAGAAAAUCUCUGCAACAUCCAUCUUCUUUGAGUCCAUGCCGUAUAAGGUGAAUCCAGAAACUGGCUACAUUGACUAUGACAGACUGCAAGAAAACGCUAAGCUGUUCCACCCAAAACUCAUCAUUGCAGGAACAAGCUGCUAUUCCCGCAACAUUGACUAUGCCCGCAUGAAGCAGAUUGCUAAUGAGAAUGGUGCGUAUCUGAUGGGAGACAUGGCUCACAUCAGUGGAUUGGUGGCUGCCGGAGUCGUGCCCUCACCCUUUGAGUACUGUGACAUUGUUUCCACGACAACUCACAAGACGCUGCGUGGCUGCCGCGCUGGACUCAUCUUCUACAGGAAAGGUGUGCGGAGUGUGGAUGCCAAGGGGAAGGAGACGCUGUACAACUUGGAGUCUUUGAUCAAUCAGGCUGUGUUUCCUGGACUGCAGGGGGGACCACACAACCACGCGAUUGCAGGUGUUGCUGUAGCUCUCAAACAAGCCAUGACACCAGAGUUUAAGGCUUACCAGACGCAGGUUUUGGCUAAUUGCAAAUCUCUGUCCAGUGCCCUUAUUGACCACGACUACAAGAUUGUCACUGGCGGCUCUGACAACCAUCUGAUCCUGCUGGACCUGCGCAAUAAAGGAACUGAUGGAGGACGAGCUGAGAAGGUCCUGGAAGCCUGUGCCAUUGCUUGUAAUAAGAACACCUGUCCAGGGGAUAAGAGUGCUUUGCGUCCUAGCGGUCUGAGGUUUGGCUCUCCAGCUCUCACCUCCAGAGGCUUGGUGGAGGCUGACUUCAAGAAGGUGGCUGACUUCAUUCACAGAGGUAUUGUGCUGACCUUGGAGGUGCAGAGAAGCCUGGAUCCCAAGGCCACUCUGAAGGAGUUCAUUCAGGCACUGGCUCAGGGAGAGAAGUUCCAGCAGCGAGUAGCAGAAAUCAAGGCAGAGGUUGAGGCUUUUGCUGGUCAAUUUCCCAUGCCUGGGCUACCUGAACUGUAGAGGGCGCCACUGAGACACUGAUGGCUUCUGGCUUCAUUAUUAUGCCAAUUUUGGUGAUGUUUCGUGUGUAUAUUUGUUUUGAGUGUACACAUCUCUCACUGCUCAAAUUGAGAUACGUCCUCAUGAUUUCACAAAAGUUUUAAAUUGGAAAAGAUUUGCCUUAAUGGAAAGAUAGAUCUGCUCCAGUGCCUUUGCUGUUUUUGAAUGUGGUUUGGUCAUCGAAUGUUACGAUCACAUCUAAGCUUUAAUAUUGUCAGAAAUUGUCAUUUCUUUUGUAUCAAAUUUAGAAUCCAAAGUUACUGUACUGCAGAUUAAAACACAAACCAUGACUGUUUCAUAUGUGAGAACACUGGAUAAUAAAACAUGAUGAAUGAAA
Messenger RNA from Dicentrarchus labrax (European seabass), 2020 nucleotides. RefSeq names its product serine hydroxymethyltransferase 1 (soluble) (gene shmt1). The record is from RefSeq and is a predicted model, not a curated record. Gene Ontology annotation, biological process: folic acid metabolic process; protein homotetramerization; tetrahydrofolate interconversion. NCBI's taxonomy places the organism in Eukaryota, Metazoa, Chordata, Actinopteri, Moronidae. Gene Ontology annotation, cellular component: cytosol; nucleus; cytoplasm. Bases 196 to 1644 code for a protein of 482 amino acids. Gene Ontology annotation, molecular function: zinc ion binding; mRNA regulatory element binding translation repressor activity; cobalt ion binding. The transcript has 12 exons.